UAAAAAUCUUUAAAAAAAAAAAACCCCAAAAAACUGGGGUCUCAGAACACCCUAAAAUCAGCUGGUGCUCAUGCAUAUACAUGAAUACAUAUGUGUGCAUACAUAUGUGUGCAUGCACACACCUGUGGGACCACCUAUCUGGCCCACACAGCCACAGCUCUUCUUCCCAGCAUGCCUGGCAUGUCAGGUGCCUACACUAUCUUGUAUCUCCUAUCCACUCCUUCCAGGAGGGAACAAUGGGACCACUGUGACCCUCACAGGAUUCUGGUGGCCUCACAAUGUCCUCCUGAGGUCACCACAGAGAUAACCUUACCACCCUCUGCACCUGAGUCACAAGUCUGCUGAGGCCAGCUGUAGGUGAUCAUCCUUGAUCCUCCUCCUGGUCACCCAGGGAAAGGCCCUACGAGGAAGCCCCUGAGGGAAACCAGGAACUGGGUGGGACACACCUCACCCACCAAGGAGCAACCCAGUGGAGAUUUCCAGCAGCCAUCCUGGAGGUCCUCGUAUCCAGUUCCCUUCACCCACCCCAGGGAGAGAUGCAGAAAGACACUUCACUGCCACCCGCAACUGUGCCCUCAGCCUCAAACAGUGCCCUGGGUGCAUGUCAGCAGGCCAGUGUGUCAGAAGUCCCUAGCAAGAGAGAGAUUGGGUGCCUCGCCUGCCUCAAAGCCCCUCGGAAGCCCAGCAUAUUCAAGGUGAUCCUGGGAGUUAUGGCAGACAAAGGGGCAUACGGUCGCGUGUCCCUGACCACCCUGAGGAAUGCUCUCACCACCGCAGGCUACAAUAUGACCCGCAAUGGGUGGCGCUUCAAGCGAGUGCUCAAAGGGCUGGUGGACAAGGGCAUACUCAAACAGGUGACUGGCAGGGGGAUUUUAGGCUCCUUCCGCAUGGACAAGAAGCACGCCUCCCAGUUCAAGCUCAAGACCAAGAGACAGCAGCAGAAGCAGCGGCGGCAACCUGGGCAGCAUCGGUCUGGACAGCGCCGGUCUGGGCAGCGCCGGUCUGGGCAGCGCCGGUCUGGGCAGCGCAGGUUGCCACUGAGCUCCAAACGGGGACACAAGUGGCUAAUCAGGAGGGCUCGCAGGGUGGCCAAAUACCGCCGCAAUUAAUGAGGCAAGCAGGCAGCAGGGCCAGGCCUACCACAGGCUCCACACAGUGGGAAUUAAAGGAGCGUAACUUAUUUAACACCUGCCUCCUGGAAUCUUUGGGGUUCAAGGGAGUGGGAAAGGAAGAGGGCUAGAGUAUGGAGGAGGGCUAAGGCCAAGGGUGGGGGAAACCUAGGCAAAAGAAGGGUGAGAUGAAUUUGGGAGGAGCUGGGGGGAACUGAAAGCAUCUACAUGCAUUAGCUAGUCCAACCACAUCACAGGUGGAGAAACCAAGGCCAGAAAGGGUCAUAGUAGCUGUGUGACAGAACCCCGCCUGGAAGCCAAGUGCCUGACUCACAGCAAAGUGUAUGUGGGUGGGUGGGUGCUGAAAGGCUCUUAAGUUGCUUCUCAAAUCCUUUUCCCCAGAGUGGCAGCAGGCCUCUAAAGCCUGGGCAGGUCCCUUCCCCGUCCCAUCCCACUUUAGGCUCUUCCAUGGAGACCAAAACACGAGAAGGCCAGGCCAGGAUGGGUCAGGUCCAGCAUCCAGCCAGCCCAGGGCUAGAGUUUAGAGGCUAAGAAUGGCCCCCAUCAUCCGAGAAUCAUCUGGCUUGUCUACUCGUAUGCUACUCAUGGAGGUUGGAGGGUCCAGCUUGACAGGGCAGGGGGGCUCCCACCCAGCCCCCAGCUUUCCC
Hipposideros armiger (great roundleaf bat) is the source of this 1777-nucleotide messenger RNA. Its product is annotated as spermatid-specific linker histone H1-like protein. Lineage: Eukaryota; Metazoa; Chordata; Mammalia; Chiroptera; Hipposideridae. The transcript has a single exon. Gene Ontology annotation, molecular function: DNA binding. The coding region runs from base 537 to 1109 and encodes 190 amino acids. Gene Ontology annotation, biological process: nucleosome assembly. The record is from RefSeq and is a predicted model, not a curated record. Gene Ontology annotation, cellular component: nucleosome.